This is a messenger RNA of Tilletiaria anomala UBC 951, 2106 nucleotides long. RefSeq names its product glycoside hydrolase family 13 protein. The coding region runs from base 1 to 2106 and encodes 701 amino acids. Gene Ontology annotation, molecular function: hydrolase activity, hydrolyzing O-glycosyl compounds; 1,4-alpha-glucan branching enzyme activity; cation binding. Lineage: Eukaryota; Fungi; Basidiomycota; Exobasidiomycetes; Georgefischeriales; Tilletiariaceae. Gene Ontology annotation, cellular component: cytoplasm. Gene Ontology annotation, biological process: glycogen biosynthetic process. The record is from RefSeq and is a predicted model, not a curated record. The transcript has 5 exons.
AUGUCCAACGGAAGCGCCCAGAAUGGCGCGACAUCCGCUUCCGCUCAGCCGUCUGUCGACUCCCGCUCCGCCAAGGACGGCACCCGCGUCGUUGGCCUUGACCCUUGGCUUGAGCCAUUCGCACCCGCCCUGCGCAGCCGCUACGCCUCGUACCUCAAAUGGGUCGACACGAUCAACAGAACCGAGGGUGGCAUCGAGAAGUUUGCGCAAGGGUACAAGCAAUACGGCCUGCAGGUGGAUCCGAAGACACAGGCAGUCACCUAUCGAGAGUGGGCAGCCGGCGCGGUGCAGGCAAGCUUGAUUGGCGAUUUUAACGGGUGGGACCACGAGAAGAAUCCUAUGAAGAGGAAUGAAUUUGGCAUGUGGGAGUGCUUAGUGCCGCCCAAGGAAGGUGGCGUAUGUGCCAUCCCGCAUAACAGCAAAGUCAAGAUCAGCAUGACCACACCUUCUGGCGAGCGAAUCGACCGUCUGCCGGCAUGGAUCAACCGCGUCGUACAAGACCUGUCCGUAUCACCAUUGUACGACGCUGUAUUCUGGAAUCCACCCGCGUCGCAACGGUACACACCCAAGCAUCCACGACCGCCCAAGCCUCAGGGAAUCAAGAUCUACGAAGCGCACGUUGGUAUCGCCACACCCGAGCAGCGCGUCGGGACAUAUACCGAAUUCACACGCAACGUGCUGCCGCGCAUCAAGGAGCUCGGCUACAAUGCCAUUCAGCUGAUGGCCAUCCAGGAGCACGCGUAUUAUGCUUCCUUUGGCUACCAGGUCACAAGCUUCUUUGCGCCCAGCAGUCGGUAUGGCACACCCGACGAGCUCAAGGAGCUCAUCGACACGGCACACGGCAUGGGCAUCACUGUGUUGCUCGAUAUUGUCCACUCGCACGCGUGCAAGAAUGUGCUUGACGGCCUCAACAUGUUCGACGGUACCGAUCACCUCUACUUCCACGAGGGCGGCAAGGGACGGCAUGACCUAUGGGACUCGAGGCUAUUCAAUUACGGUCAUCAUGAGGUCCUGCGCUUUUUGUUGAGCAACUGCAGGUAUUGGCUCGACGAGUUUGGGUUCGACGGGUUCAGGUUCGACGGCGUCACGAGUAUGCUUUAUGUCCACCAUGGAAUUGGCACAGGCUUCUCGGGCGGGUACCACGAGUACUUUGGCGACCAGGUGGACAACGAGGCUGUCAACUACCUGCAGCUCGCCAACGACCUCAUUCACAGGCUUUAUCCGCAGACCGCCAUCACAAUCGCCGAGGACGUGAGCGGCAUGCCGGCGCUCUGCCGCCCCGUCGCCGAGGGUGGCGUCGGCUUCGACUAUCGCCUGAGCAUGGCUGUUCCUGACAUGUGGAUCAAACUACUCAAGGAGAAACGCGAUGAGGAUUGGGACUUUGGCAAUAUCUGCUUCACGCUCACAAAUCGCAGACACCUCGAAAAUAGCAUUGCGUACGCCGAGUCGCACGACCAAGCGCUCGUUGGCGAUAAGACAAUUGCGUUCUGGCUGAUGGACAAGGAGAUGUACACGAACAUGUCCGACAUGACGGACCGUACGCCAAUCAUCGAUCGCGGUCUGGCGCUGCACAAGAUGAUACGCUUCCUCACUCACGCCCUUGGCGGCGAAGGGUACCUCAACUUUAUCGGCAACGAGUUUGGCCACCCCGAGUGGCUUGAUUUCCCGCGCGAAGGAAACAGCAAUAGCUUCUUGCACGCCAGGCGGCAGUUUAACCUUGUGGAUGAUAAGCUGCUGAGGUACAAGUACUUGUACGAUUGGGAUGGCGCGAUGAACCAGCUCGAAGCGCAGUACAAGUGGCUCAGCGCUCCACAGGCGUACAUUUCCCUUAAACACGAAAGCGACCGCGUCAUCGUCUUUGAGCGCGGCAAUCUGCUCUUCAUCUUCAACUUCCACGCCACCAACUCGUACACCGAUUACCGUAUCGGCACGGCCUGGCCCGGCGAGUACUCAAUCGCGCUCGACAGCGACGAGGCACGCUUUGGUGGGCACGCGCGCGUCGACCACUCGACGAAGUUCUUCUCCUCACCGAUGGAGUGGAACGGCCGCCCGAACUUCUUGCAGGUCUACUUGCCCACGCGAACCGCGAUCGUCUUGAAGCAUUGA